Messenger RNA from Oxyura jamaicensis (ruddy duck), 2973 nucleotides. RefSeq names its product succinate dehydrogenase complex flavoprotein subunit A (gene SDHA). Gene Ontology annotation, molecular function: succinate dehydrogenase (quinone) activity; flavin adenine dinucleotide binding; electron transfer activity. NCBI's taxonomy places the organism in Eukaryota, Metazoa, Chordata, Aves, Anseriformes, Anatidae. The record is from RefSeq and is a predicted model, not a curated record. The coding region runs from base 98 to 2095 and encodes 665 amino acids. The transcript is spliced from 15 exons. Gene Ontology annotation, biological process: mitochondrial electron transport, succinate to ubiquinone; tricarboxylic acid cycle.
CUUGGUUUAUCCCUCCGGGGCCUCACCGGAUAACGGCGCCGUUAGCGGCGGCCCCGCGCAUGCGCGCUGCUUGAUCUCUCCCGCGGCUCCCUGCGAAAUGGCGGCGGCGGUGGUGGCGGCGCGGGGUUGUGCGAGGCGGUGGCUGCGGCCGGCGGCGCGGGCGUGGCCAGCGGCGUGCCAGACUCUUGCACGCAACUUUCACUUCACGGUCUAUGGAAAGAAACAUGCUUCCACUAAGGUUUCUGAUUCGAUUUCUACACAAUAUCCAGUAGUGGACCAUGAGUUUGAUGCGGUUGUUGUGGGUGCAGGAGGAGCAGGCCUGCGGGCUGCAUUUGGUUUGUCAGAGGCUGGAUUUAAUACAGCGUGUGUUACGAAGCUGUUUCCCACCAGAUCUCAUACUGUUGCUGCACAGGGAGGGAUCAAUGCAGCUCUGGGAAAUAUGGAGGAUGAUAACUGGAGAUGGCAUUUCUACGACACAGUGAAAGGCUCCGACUGGCUGGGUGACCAGGAUGCCAUACACUACAUGACGGAGCAAGCCCCAGCCGCGGUGAUAGAGCUGGAGAAUUAUGGGAUGCCAUUCAGUAGAACAGAAGAAGGAAAAAUUUACCAGCGUGCAUUUGGUGGACAGAGUCUUCAGUUUGGAAAAGGAGGACAGGCUCACAGAUGCUGUUGUGUUGCAGACAGGACAGGACACUCGCUGUUACAUACUCUGUAUGGCAGGUCUCUAAGAUAUGAUACCAGCUACUUUGUUGAAUAUUUUGCCUUGGACCUGCUCAUGGAAAAUGGAGAGUGUCGUGGUGUUAUUGCCCUUUGCAUAGAAGAUGGUUCUAUACAUCGUUUUAGAGCAAAGAACACUGUCAUUGCCACUGGAGGGUAUGGCCGCACUUACUUCAGUUGCACGUCUGCACAUACUAGUACAGGCGAUGGCACUGCUAUGGUCACGCGAGCUGGCCUCCCCUGCCAGGACUUGGAGUUUGUACAGUUUCACCCUACAGGUAUCUAUGGGGCUGGCUGCCUUAUAACAGAAGGGUGUCGUGGAGAGGGAGGUAUUCUAAUUAACAGUCAAGGUGAAAGAUUCAUGGAGAGAUACGCACCUGUUGCUAAAGAUCUGGCUUCCAGGGAUGUCGUGUCUCGUUCUAUGACCAUAGAGAUACGGGAAGGAAGGGGCUGUGGCCCUGAAAAAGAUCAUGUGUAUUUGCAGCUGCACCAUUUACCACCACAGCAGCUGGCAACUCGUCUCCCAGGAAUUUCAGAAACAGCUAUGAUAUUUGCUGGUGUCGAUGUCACUAAAGAGCCUAUUCCUGUUCUGCCCACCGUGCAUUAUAAUAUGGGAGGUAUUCCUACUAACUACAAAGGACAGGUGAUAACACAUGUGAAUGGUGAGGAUAAAGUGGUACCUGGCCUUUAUGCCUGUGGGGAAGCAGCAUCUGCAUCUGUCCAUGGUGCAAAUAGACUUGGAGCAAACUCCCUUCUGGAUUUGGUGGUUUUCGGCCGUGCUUGUGCCCUUACUAUUGCAGAAACGUGCAAGCCUGGAGAGCCAGUUCCUUCCAUUAAACCAGAUGCUGGUGAAGAAUCAGUUGCUAAUCUUGACAAAUUAAGAUUUGCUAAUGGAACCAUAAGAACUUCAGAAGUGCGACUUAACAUGCAGAAGACAAUGCAAAGCCAUGCAGCUGUAUUUCGUACUGGCUCUGUACUACAAGAAGGCUGUGAAAAACUUAGCCAAAUUUAUAGUGAUCUGGCGCACCUAAAGACAUUUGACAGAGGUAUUGUGUGGAACACUGACUUGGUGGAGACCCUGGAACUGCAAAACCUGAUGCUUUGUGCUCUCCAAACCAUUUAUGGUGCUGAGGCUCGCAAGGAGUCCCGGGGUGCUCAUGCCAGAGAGGACUAUAAGGUACGGAUAGAUGAGUUUGACUAUUCCAAGCCGCUCCAAGGCCAACAGCGCAGGCCAUUUGAAGAGCACUGGAGAAAGCACACCCUUUCGUAUGUGGAUGUCAAGUCUGGGAAGGUUUCCUUGAAAUACAGACCUGUAAUUGACAAAACUUUGAAUGAAGAAGAUUGCUCAACUGUUCCCCCUGCUAUUCGCUCAUACUAGUUCCUUACAUCCAACUUGCAGUCCUCUCCCAGAGAGGGUUAGUGUACAUAAGCAUAGCACAGGCGAAUCAAAAUACUAUUGUAACUAUCAGUUAAUGAAAAAUGUUGUCUAGAAGCUUCUCCAGAUUAUGUUCUGCUCCUCGGUGUGGAAUGCAGGACAGCUUCUGUUCUUUCACCCACCUUCUGAAACUGAAAGGGAAAACACCAAAUGCGUCUGAAGUGAUUAAAAUCUCAUCACAGUAUCCAUAUGUUAUGUAUAUAAUGUCUUUAUUUUGAAUGUAUAGUUAUUUCUUUAUUUUAAGAAUAAGAAAUGCAUUGCAGUAGUUCUAGACAAGACUGAGAUGCUGAAUUUUAUGAUACAGGGUUUUAAAAUUAAGCAUUAAAAUUGCUGAUUGUAAGUAACAUGAAAGAAAAGAUGGUGCUAUAGUAACUAUAACUUUUUUUUUCUAAAGCUAAAAUUGUAAAAAUAGAAAUAAUGCUAUUGCUUUAUGGAAGGAAACAAUAUGCUUCUACUCCAGCAGAUAACAAGUGGAAUUUAUUUUCUCAAAAUUAUACCGUGAGUAGAUUAUAAUCUUUAUAGCUAUCUUUGCUAUCUGUGGAAUUUGUGAAGCCGAUUUUGUGGUGUUCUGUGGGUAUUUCCUAGACCAUCUUUUCUUUCAGAGGAACUAAGGCUCACUUCUGCCAAAAGCUCAUUUAAAUGUUGAGGCUUCUCUGACUUGAACUUUUGCUUUAGUAUGAAGAUGUAAAGGCACAAGCACUGCCCUUUUGGCAGGACUGAAGUACAGUUCCACAAAUGAGCAUUAAGCACUUCCACGUUUUUGUUUGUGUGUUUCUGCACUUGCUGAAUGUUUUAUUCCCUUGCUGCUGCUGGAAAAAAAA